Molecule: messenger RNA, 3823 nt
Organism: Aquila chrysaetos chrysaetos
Lineage: Eukaryota; Metazoa; Chordata; Aves; Accipitriformes; Accipitridae
Gene: ANP32E
Product: acidic nuclear phosphoprotein 32 family member E
Exons: 7
Coding region: 40-1029 (329 amino acids)
Biological process (GO): regulation of apoptotic process
Cellular component (GO): nucleus
Molecular function (GO): histone binding; phosphatase inhibitor activity
Source: RefSeq, a predicted model, not a curated record
GGGGCGGGGGCGUGGCGGCGGGAGGGGGCGCCAUGCGCCAUGUCAUGGAGGCUCAGUGUGCGAGCGGCCAUUGACGGUGUCGGAGCUGUGUGCGGAGCGGGGUGGCGGCUGCGGCUGCCCGCGGCGUUCCCCUCCCCACUCCCGGUUCCCUCCCGGCGGCGGUCGGCCGCCGUAGAUAACGACCCCGCGGUCGGUCCCCCGCCGCGCCCGGUCACCCUCCCUCGCCACUGCGGAGCUGCGGGAGGGGGGGGGGCGAUGGAGAUGAAGAAGCGCAUCAACCUGGAGUUGAGGAACCGGGCCCCCGAGAAGGUGACGGAGUUGGUGCUCGAUAACUGCCGAUCCAGCAACGGUGAAAUCGAAGGGCUGAAUGAUUCAUUUAAAGAACUUGAGUUUCUUAGCAUGGCCAAUGUAGAGCUGACAUCACUGGCCAAACUUCCCACAUUGAGUAAGCUCCGAAAGUUGGAGUUAAGCGACAACAUCAUUUCGGGAGGCCUGGAGGUCCUUGCAGAAAGAUGUCCGAAUCUCACAUAUCUAAAUCUAAGUGGCAACAAAAUCAAAGAUCUUGGCACUGUGGAAGCUCUUCAAAAUCUCAAAAACUUGAAGAGCCUUGACCUGUUCAACUGUGAGAUUACAAACCUUGAGGAUUACAGAGACAGCAUUUUUGAGCUGCUUCAGCAAAUCACAUACCUAGAUGGAUUUGAUCAAGAAGAUAAUGAGGCACCAGACUCGGAAGAUGAUGAUGAUGAGGAAGGAGAUGAAGAUGAUGAUGAUGAAGAUGAGGAUGAAGCUGGUCCUCCAGGAGAAUAUGAAGACGAAGAUGAUGAAGAUGAUGGAGGUUCAGAUUUGGGGGAAGGUGAAGAGGAGGAAGAAGUUGGUCUUUCAUACCUGAUGAAAGAAGAGAUUCAGGAUGAAGAUGAUGAUGAUGACUAUGUUGAAGAAGGAGGUGAUGAGGAGGAGGAAGCAGAGGGCAUUCGAGGGGAGAAGAGGAAACGAGACCCUGAAGAUGAAGGCGAGGAAGAGGAUGAUUAAUUUGUUAUAGACACAAGUAGGACCAGACUCUUAAGUUACAGAAUACGCAAUAGUGAUUAUGCAGAUCUGUAUGUCUCCAUGUACCAUAGAUGUCCCUACAGAAGAUAUGUUAACUUUUUAUAGGAGAAGUGUGGUUUUACUAUUCUUGCCCUUUUUAUCAUUCCAAAUAAGAUAUAAUAGCCUGUUAGUGAACCUAUAUGUAGAAACCAAUUUUCAGCCCUAUAAUCACUGAAGCCAUUGUCAAGUUUUUCCCCCUAGACUUUUAUUUGGAGCUCUUUAAUUUUAUACAAGCUUGCUGUGUUGGUCAUCGUUAGCCCGGAGUUAAAACACCCAUUUCCCAUGGGUUUAAUAUUGUGAAUUUCCAUCAAGAUUUUAAAGUUUUUAUACUUAAAAAGCUGAACUCAAAAAUGCUAUAUGGCAAAUUCCAGUCGCUUUUAAAUGAGAAGUUGACUAUAGUCUGAGUUUACCAGGGAUUCUAUUUGAAAUCGACAACUAGAUUACACCUUUAUUUCAGCUUUUUAAAAGGUGACUCCUGUAAUGCUUUUUUUUUUUUCCCAAGUCUUCUAUCCAUUUUGUGUGUUACAUUGUAAAGCCUCAGUGGGUUUCAGAAGAUCUUUUUUUUCCUGCUCCUUCAGAUGUUCGGUGUUUGGUGGAGUAUUCACUAGAUACUUUCAAGAAUGUAUCUUGGCAAACUGAAAGGGUUGUAAUCGUAAAUUUUCUCCAAAACACACAGUCAUUGCAGGUAUUAACAAAAGCAAAUAAUCUGUAGUUUUAAACCAUUUAGCUAGAAAUCUUUGUUAAACUUUCACUCACUUAGCUCUUGCAUUGUCAUUUUGGGAAUUCUGCAACAAUCGUGGUGUUUGGCUAUAAAAUAUAUGCAUUUCUAAUGCAGAAGUUAACGGGUAACUCCUUCAAGCAUGUUUUUUUUCAAACAACCCCCACCACUUUUAUAGAAUCAUUGGAGGGGACAAGAUGAACAUAAGUUAGUCUUUCUUUGCAGGUCACCUUUUAAACUUUUUAAAUCUGGUUGUAGGCAAAACAUUCAAGUUCAUGUAUAAUACUAGUUAAUAGUUUAGGGUUUUUUAUAUCGAAUGGCUGCAGAAACAUUGCGUACAGUUGGUGGCAAGUACAGGAGACAUGCAGACAAACUUUUUUCUAGCAGCCUGAUUGUGACCAACAGGUCUUAAUAAUUCUGCCCCAAUGGAUUCAUGUUUUCUAUUUGAGCCACUGCAAAACAAGUUCAGACAUACAGCAUUCCUCUUUCAGUCCUGAUUUGGAUUUAAAACAGUAGUCUUGAUAUAAAACUAAUUUGCAUUGUUUCACAUAGGUACUGAACCAAAUAUCACACACAGCUUUAUUCAAGAGACUUAUUUUUAUAUCUGUCUUGGCUGACAAUAGCUGCCAUUAACCUGGGGGAGACACCAAGGGUGGGGAAGAGGGAGAUUUCCUGGACCUAAGUAAGAGUCAGUCACCCAUAGAUCGGUUACCUGUGAAUAUUUAAUAGGUAUUUCACACACUAGCAGACUUUAAAUGUGACUUCCAACUCUUAAAUCAAGUUUAGAUACUGCAGGGUUGAAGUUCUGCAAAGCCCAGUUUCUUGUGUGUGUGUUUUUUUUCCCCCGAAUAGAGCCUUAAAUCAUAGUUUCUCAUGUAGCUGUAAAGCAUAGCCAGCCAUUAAAGGCAUCUGAAUGAAAUGAGUCAGGCAGAUGGCAAUAUACUUGGAAAUGAACUGACUAAAUGGGUUUUGCAUUUUUUAAUGAAUAUCAGUAAAGACACUAGAGAAGUAGUGGUAAAACUACAUUUGCAACCACAAUCUAGGUUCCUGUGUUUAUAUAUGAAUACUGAAUGAAUAGAAACCUUAGGUAAGUGCACAUCCUAUCUUGUCAUGGAGGCUCUGUGUUCAAGGCAGUUGCUUUGUGCUCAGCUUUGAGAUAGAAAAGUGUGUUUUCCCAUCUUUUUGCUUAUUUUUUUUAGCCUCGGUGAAUGAUUGAAACCUGUUAUUUAUAAAUGUGUACUUUAAAGUACCUCAUUGUCAGGGUUUUCCUUAACUGUCUUUUACUGAUGCAUAUAAAAUUAGUUUUAAACAGAAAAAAAAUUUCUAUUUUGAUGGAUUAAAAUUAUUUGAGUACUGGUCUUGUUUCAGUAAGUGAGUCCAAUUUUGACAUUGGAUGAGCUAAUUGGACAAAACAGAAUAAACUCAGAAGGGGUUGGCAGACCUUCCCUAAGACAGGCAGACUUGACAUUUCCUAAAAACACCUUGCAGGGUCAUGCAUCAGCCACUACAUCUAAAAAUCUGAGCCUCACACAAAACUUAACUUCCUAAGUAACUUUGUCUUUUCCUCAGUGUUACCAUCUAAGUAUAGUUUCAUAUUUGUCAGCUUGGCAUGCAAUUAAAUGGCAUAGGAUUUUUUAAAAUAAGUAAUACAGAGCCUCCAGAUAACUUUUGAAACUUUUUUGCUUGGUGGGUGGUCUUUUCAUGCAAAUAUGUAAGGGUGGGUUUUAUAUUUUGUAGAGGUUUUGUCCUAUUUUAAUGCUCUUUGUAUGGCAGUAUGUAUAUAGUGUGUUUCGGUUCCUUAUCAAACUCUUUCCUUAAACUUUGGAGUAACUGAUUUUGUGCAACUGUGUUUUGAAUAAAGCCAUGACAGUGUUAAAUUAAAGAAAACAACCCUGCAGCACUCUUCUGAUAAUUUUUAGUUGUAACAAAACAUGUUUCCUCCCCAUGUGUGCUGUAAAUUUUAAAUUAAAAAGUUUUCAGACCGAAUUAUUUCAAAUAAAUUGAGACUAUUGUAUUGGA